Molecule: messenger RNA, 1416 nt
Organism: Bipolaris victoriae FI3
Lineage: Eukaryota; Fungi; Ascomycota; Dothideomycetes; Pleosporales; Pleosporaceae
Exons: 1
Coding region: 1-1416 (471 amino acids)
Source: RefSeq, a predicted model, not a curated record
AUGGAUGUGCGUUUGCCCGUCCUCUUGCCGUUUGGUCUCAAUGAAAAAUAUCAAACCUUGUUCGCAGAGAAAUAUGGUGUAAGAAAACAACAUGAACCAUUGCAUUUCCAUGUUCUGUCUUUACGCGAAAUAUCAGCCUUGCAACGUUUACGCGCCCGCAAGUUACAUUUCAAAGCGCCAUCUAUCGCAGACUCUGCUCCGAACAAACAUGAUCGAAUCCUGAAACCUAAGAAGAUCAAAAGGGACCGAAAAAGCCGCGAAGAAAAGCGCAAUCACUCAGUGACAAUACCUAAACCACCUGUCUCUUUCUCGCUCGCUCCCAAGAAUCCUCUGAGAUCGAUGCGUAACACGAACAGAAACCUGAAGACUGGCGCGGAUCAACGCUUGGGAGCCUCUCGUGAAAUACCAAUUAUACUUGACGGCGAUUCAGCCAAGUCGGUGACACCAGGCAAAUUGAACCCUAGGAUACGUGACGCUAGUGUGUCUCCCGAACUCAUCUUGCGCGACAUGUCACCUACGCAUGAUCUUCACUCGCCAGUCCGGCCGACCAAUAUGCGCGACGCAAGAAAAUCUGGGCUUUUCUUGCGCAUCAAAUUCAAUACAGCUAGCCCCCAGCAGUACCACUUACUACAAUCUCAGCAAGAACCCCAAACUUCACACCCAAAAACCCUGAUGAUGGCAGAUAUUCCGUUUAUAGAAUCGCCUGGUGAUCGCUCCAGAGCCACGAAUAGUGAGGAGAAAGACAUAAAAUUGGUAGACAUAGAAGACUUCGAGAUGAGAAAAAAGGUUACGCAGUUGAUGGCCGUGGCGCCGGCACUACCCGUCCGAGAUCUAUAUCACCUUAUCAUCGAUAGUGAGGGCCGUCUUUCUAAAGCCAAGAAAAAGGCUAUCCGGAUGAGCGAAGCACCAGAUACAUUGUGCAGGCCCACACAACUCUCUUUACGACCACGAACACCUAUUAAUAACUUAGAUACAGAAGGUGUCGUAGUCAAUAUCAACAACUCGAAUACACAAACUAUGGUCAAGAUAGAUCCGAGUGACCCCAUCUUCAAGUGGGAUGAGGAUGAACCAGCACCAGAACCAGCACCGACGACAAAGCCUCGUCGGUCAAAGUCAAUCGCUAAGAAUAAACAAACACAAAGCGCACACUCACAUCAUUCCGCGAAAGAAUCAAAACGCAAGAUUCCAGCGGCACCGACACCGACACCGUCAUAUCAAAGUGAAAAGCGUACAAAAGUCUCGCAUUCAAAACGAACAAGCCUACGAGAGACCAGCCGUGACCGCGAAUUCAUAGUUGCUGAUGGCGUGAUGCAUUAUGUUUCGGACUUUGACGACUCUGACGAUUUUAUUCUUUCGCGCAAUGUUAUUAUACCCAGCAGGACUCGGAGACAGAGACGCAAGUUUAGUAUGAUUUGA